UCCCAAUCUGGCAACACUGGCUGCAGUGCCUGCCCCGUUGUAAUUUAUUAGACCAGACGGCUAAGCCACGAGUCUCUACGCGUUGAAGAUAUUCGAUUCGUUAAAGGAAAUAAAAAAAAAGGAAGGCGAAUGUUUCUGAUUUAAUUAAUGUUCGUCGUCGUCAUGGCGUUAGUUUGUCGCUAGGCUGAAGAUCUGAACUCUCUACUAAUAAGGUGUAUCUGACAUCACGCAGAUGUGGCCCUUAUCUCUAAUGAGACUAUUGUAUAUGAAAGCUCGGAGUGGUUUGAUUGACAGGCUGCCUCCUGGUUUAGAGGGAUGACGGUGAGAUCCGAAAUGGAGACAGGAGAGACGGAGCCCUUUAAAAGCCAUGAUCAGUUAGUUUAGAAACUCCAAACUUCUUCUACACACCUCAGGCAAAAGAGAAACCUAUAUUUUGAAUAAAACAAACGUGUUUUUGUAUUGUAUAGUGUACCCCGCGAUAAGCUACUUACACAAACAGCAGGAUGAGUUCUGAAGGCUUUCAGUACCGAGCACUUUACGACUAUAAGAAGGAGCGGGAGGAGGACAUUGAGCUCCGCGUUGGGGACAUGCUGGUGGUCAGUAAGGGGGCCCUCCUGGCCCUGGGGUGCCCCGUUGGCACUGAAGAGAGGCCCUCUGAGAUCGGCUGGCUGCCAGGGUUCAACGAGACUACACAGGAGAAGGGAGAUUUCCCGGGAACCUAUGUGGCCUUUGUAGGCAGGAAGAGAAUGUCCCCACCCACUCCCAAGCCCCGCCCACCCAGACCGCCCUCUGCUGCUUCGUCCAGGGGGGACUCGGAAUGUGAGGUGGGCUGUGUGUUACCAGACCUGCCAGACCAGUUCAGUCCUCCAGAAACGGCCCCUCUGCUCCUCAGCAAACUCAUGGACGCCCUUGAGAGUAAAGGUGUGGAGAGCCCCGGUCUGUACCAGAGCUUCACCGGAGGCAGUCUGGACACCAAGCAGCUGGCUGAAACAGACCCUGAGCAAUUGGAGGUGGCAUCUCUCUGUGACGGGGUGGUGCGGUUCUUUCAGGAGCUCCCGGGGCCUGUGGUCCCCCCGGCCUUGCAGAUGGAGAUGGUCAACGCUGUGAAAGAGGUGAAGGAGUUGGAGGACUGUGCCCAGGUGCUGCGAGGGGUGACCAGCUCCCCGGCCUGUCCCGCCCAGCACGGACUCACCCUCCUCAGCCUGGUGCGUCACCUUGCCAGGCUGUGUCUCCAGAGCGCCAGGAACCAGCUCAGCCCCAGAAGCCUGGCGGAGGGCUUCAGCCCCCUGCUGUUCAGGACCUCCUCCGCCGCUACUUGCUCUGAGGCUCCGGACGCGCUGGUCCAGGCUCUUGAGGUCCUGAUCACCAGCGAACUCAACAUGAACCAAGCAGCUCCAGCCCUGCCGCCCAAACCAGCAAAGCCGCUGACCCCAGUCCCCAGCAUCUUCAACAACAGCACGGCCCUCCAGGACUCAGAGUGGUACUGGGGGGACAUCUCCAGGGAGGAGGUCAAUGAGAAGCUGAGGGACACGGCUGACGGGACGUUUCUGGUCCGCGACGCCUCCACCAAGAUGCAUGGAGACUACACCCUAACCCUCAGGAAAGGAGGCAAUAACAAGCUGAUCAAAAUCUUCCAUCGGGACGGAAAGUACGGCUUCUCAGACCCGCUGACCUUCAGCUCGGUGGUGGAGCUGAUCAACCACUACCGCCACGAGUCCCUGGCCCAGUACAACCCCAAGCUGGACGUCAAGCUGCUUUACCCCGUCUCCAAGCACCAGCAGGACCAGGUGGUGAAGGAGGACAGCAUCGAGGCCGUGGGCAAGAAGCUGCACGAGUACCACCUGCAGUACCAGGAGAAGAACCGAGAGUACGACCGGCUGUACGAGGAGUACACCCGCACCUCACAGGAGAUCCAGAUGAAGAGAACGGCCAUCGAAGCCUUCAACGAGACCAUCAAGAUCUUUGAGGAGCAGUGUCAGACGCAGGAGCGCUUCAGCAAGGAGUACAUCGAGAGGUUCCGGCGUGAGGGCAACGACAAGGAGAUCCAGAGGAUCAUGGGGAACUAUGACAAGUUGAAGUCCCGGAUAAGUGAGAUUGUGGACAGCAAGCGCCACCUGGAGGUGGAGCUGAAGAAGCAGGCGGCCGACUACAGGGAGAUCGACAAGAAGAUGAACAGCAUCAAGCCGGAUCUGAUCCAGCUCCGCAAAACGAGAGAUCAGUACCUGAUGUGGCUGACUCAGAAGGGUGUGAGACAGAGGAAGUUAAACGAAUGGCUUGGCCUGAAGAACGACACAACGGAGGAUGAGUACAGCAUGCUGGAGGACGAGGAUGACCUGCCUCACCAUGAUGAGUGUCUGUGGCGCCUGGGCAACAUCAACCGCAUCCAGGCGGAGACUCUGCUGCGCGGCAAGAGGGACGGGACCUUCCUGGUCCGUGACAGCAGCAAGCCGGGCUGCUACGCCUGCUCUGUGGUGGUGGAGGGAGAGGUGAAACACUGUGUGAUCAACAAGACCCAUACAGGCUACGGCUUCGCCGAGCCCUACAACCUCUACGCCUCCCUCAAGGAGCUGGUCCUCCACUACCAGCACGCCUCCCUGGUCCAGCACAACGACUCGCUCAACGUCACGCUGUCCUACCCCGUGUACGGGCCGCAGAGGCGCUAGGACGCCGCCGUCAGGAGAAAGGAAAACCCACCGACCACAGCCUUCCCCCUACAGCACAGCUCUGUGUGUGUGUGUGUGUGUUUGUGUGUGUGUUGGGACUGUAUGGAGAAAGGUGGCCGAUGGACAAUUGCGUAUGUGUGUCAGAGAGAGAGAGCGAGAGAAAGAGAGAGACUUAACCACUGUGAUUCUGAAGGUCCCUCAUCCUUUCUGAUAUCCCUUAACGCCCCAGUAGAUGUCAAACAGAAUCGGAAUGGCGGUGUGUUCCCAUUGGCUGUCCAACGGCGGUGGAACACGCCCAUUCAUAGUGAGGAUACCGAGCCUUUAAGUACCGUUUGGAGCUCUCUUGUAGUAAGGCAGAUAUCUGCUGCUGCUGCUGCUUUCCAUAAGCACCAAGAGAUGCCCGGUUGGCAUGCCAACCUCCCUGGUCUAUACAGAGGAGAGCAGGCGGUCGGUAGUGAGGUCUUUGUACCCUCAGUUUUCAGAUGUGGAUUUAGUUAGCGCAACGAAUGGCUUGUUGGUUAGCUGUCACUGUCUGGGUCCGUCAGCAGGACGCCUUGAUCAGGUCUGAGCUAGACUGUGUGUACACACAGGACUUUACCCUAGAGACCGAAGACGUAGGAUUUAGGUGAAUUGAAAUGCAGACGAGGACUGGUACUAUAAACGGGCAGCAGCAUUCGGAGAAAGGAGGCAUACCAUCACAGAGGUGCUGGGGCCGAGUCUGCUUCGUCUGAUGAAUAAGGUCAAAUCGCUGCCGUGCUUAACUGUCACAUUUUGCUUUGCUGUGAUUUAAUAUUUUCUGUUUGGUAGUGAAGUUAAAACACGUGCAAUCUGAAAGGAGAGGAGACGAGAUGCAUUUGUACCAUUCCCUGGCCCCCUGAAUGUGCGGUCCCGGCGUUCUGUGGUCAGCGGGGCCUGGCUGCCACUGCCAUGGGAUUGGCUUCUCAGAUGUUAGUUUUUUGUAUGUUUUACUUUAGGAGAUUUUCAUCAAUAACUCUGAUGUCAAACCGUUGGGUUGUAAGUUUUAAGCAAAAAAAAUGACAUUGUUCUUACAGUGCAGACUUUAAUCCCUUAUUUCAGUAAUGCAUCGAUGCGAUUUAUCCAUUGUCAAGUAAAACCUCAACGUCAGCGUUGGGGAGACAUUCCCUUUGCAGCAUGUUUCUCAUGGUUUCCAGUAUAAACUUUGUUUUGUCUUUACAUAAUGUUUCAUUUCUGAUGUAAUGAGACCUGAUUAUUCAAAGGACAGCGAGGCGCUAGAGAGCCCGCUCCAAUGCUCAGUGUUUAUUUUUUUUGUUUUCAUUCCGUAAAUUGUAUUUUCUGUAUCAGAAAUUCUGCUAGCUGAUGUCGCUUUUUUUUUCUUCUGGUUGAAACUAGUUUUAGGUAUGUGAUGUCACAGAACAAUGAAACACCAGUCUUAGUUUGUAUUUGUUACUACUGUUCUGUCCAGCCACAUUCAAACCAUAGAGCUAAAUAAAGAGUCAAAGUAAA
Gadus morhua (Atlantic cod) is the source of this 4148-nucleotide messenger RNA. RefSeq names its product phosphatidylinositol 3-kinase regulatory subunit alpha. Gene Ontology annotation, cellular component: phosphatidylinositol 3-kinase complex. Lineage: Eukaryota; Metazoa; Chordata; Actinopteri; Gadiformes; Gadidae. The transcript is spliced from 17 exons. Bases 504 to 2663 code for a protein of 719 amino acids. The record is from RefSeq and is a predicted model, not a curated record. Gene Ontology annotation, biological process: insulin receptor signaling pathway; phosphatidylinositol phosphate biosynthetic process. Gene Ontology annotation, molecular function: protein binding; 1-phosphatidylinositol-3-kinase regulator activity.